Messenger RNA from Effrenium voratum, 1053 nucleotides. The record is from the annotation of a GenBank genome assembly. NCBI's taxonomy places the organism in Eukaryota, Dinophyceae, Suessiales, Symbiodiniaceae.
AUGGCCGUCCUGGACGUGAAGAGCGCGGGCCUCGAGCCGGCGGAUCUCGACUCCAUCGCCCUGGCGCUGCAGGACAAGUCGCACAACAUCACAGCGGUGGAUGUGAGCGGCAAUGACUUGGGAGAAGAAGGAGGCGCGAAAGUUCUGGAGCUCUUUAUGCAGAACCAGCUGGUGAGGCGGCUGGCGAUGAAUAGCAACGAGCUAGGAGAUGAGGCCGCCGCCGUGUGCGCCAAAGUGCUGGCAGCCAACACCACCAUUGAAGAGCUGGAGCUCCAGGGAAACUCCAUCUUCAUCGACGGUGUGAAGCUCCUUGCCGAGGCCCUCCAGAAGAACCGCACCCUGCAGAGACUCGACCUCAGUCACAACCAGCUGGGCAUCUACGGCGCGGAGCUCGUAGCCUCGGGGCUUGCGCAGUCCUCCCUGGCUUACCUCAACAUCAGCGGCAACCGCGUGUGCGGCCGUGGGGCUGAGCAGCUGCUGAUGGCCUCCAAGGACACAGGCCUCAGACACUUGGACCUGGCCAUGAACGAGAUCGGCCCUCAGAACCUGGAUCUCAUCUUGGCCCCGCUGGCGUCUAGCAGCCUGAACAGCAUCAACCUGGGCAGCAACCGCAUCGACGGUGAGGGCGCGCAGCAGAUCUGCACUGCGCUGAAGGAGAACUCCAGGCUGGAGGUCCUAAUGCUGCAGCAGAAUGACCUUGGUCCUGACGGCGCUGCUCAUGUCGCGGAGCUGUUGGGUUCCAGCUCCCUCACCGGCCUGGACUUGGCAGGCAACAGCAUUGGCGACACGGGCGCCGCGAGCCUCGCAGCGGUGCUGGAGCGGUGCAAGCUCAUUGGCCUGGGCCUUGGCCACAACUCCAUCACUGACCAGGGUGCCAAGCAGUUGGCCUCAGCUCUGCCGGCAAAUCUGGAGUCCCUACAGCUCACCUGCAAUGCCAUCGGCGAUGAAGGGGCCUUGGAGUUCAAGUCCGCGGUGGAGAAAGGGCUGGUUCUCGACUUGAUGUAUAACAAUCUCAGCUCGGAGGUUGCCGAAUCUUUGCGAAAGGAGGGCUAG